Molecule: messenger RNA, 417 nt
Organism: Neoarthrinium moseri
Lineage: Eukaryota; Fungi; Ascomycota; Sordariomycetes; Amphisphaeriales; Apiosporaceae
Exons: 3
Coding region: 1-417 (138 amino acids)
Biological process (GO): sterol biosynthetic process
Cellular component (GO): endoplasmic reticulum membrane; intracellular membrane-bounded organelle
Molecular function (GO): heme binding
Source: RefSeq, a predicted model, not a curated record
AUGGCCACCGCACCCAAGGAGUUCACCUACCAGGACGUUGCCGAGCACAACACCAAGAAGGACCUGUACAUGGUCAUCCACGACAAGAUCUACGACGCCACCAAGUUCGUCGACGAGCACCCCGGUGGUGAGGAGGUCCUGCUCGAUGUCGGUGGCCAGGACGCGACGGAGGCUUUCGAGGAUGUCGGCCACAGCGACGAGGCGAGAGAGACGCUGGAGCAGCUGCUCGUCGGUGACCUGAAGCGCCAGCCCGGCGACCCCAACCCCAAGGCCAGCCAGCCCUCGUUAUCGCCCACGGCCAACACCAGCUCGGCCGGCCUCGGCACUGCCGCCUAUGCCGUUGUCUUCAUCGGCGGCCUGGUCGCCUUCGGCGCCUACCAGUACCUGCAGCAGCAGCAGCAGGCCACCAAGGCUUAG